CUAUGGAGCGUUGUACACAUACAUUACACAUAAAAACAGAGCAGCAGCUGAUCAAUUGUUCAUAAUUCAUAAUAAAAAAAAGUAACAAAAAGGCAGGAAGGAAAGAGGGUAAUUUAAGAGGAUCGUUACACAAAUUCUGUUUAAUCAAUUGAGAAGAAAUUAUGUCUAGUUUUCUGAACAGAUCUUUGCAGGAAGCUGCACAGUUUAUAAAGCCGCUGAACAGUUUGUCAGUAUCCGUCCGGUAUAAAGCUAAGAAAACGGUAGGAGCCGGAAAUAAAAAUGCCGGAAAUGCAAACCCGAAGCAUAGAGGUUGGAAAGUUCAAGAUGGGAAGACGGUUACUGCUGGGACUGUACUAGUUACGCAAACAAAAACAAGAUUUCAUCCCGGCCUGAACGUUGGAUUUGGUAGAAACGGAAAUCUGUUUGCUAUAGAAGCUGGAAGAGUGGCUGUAACUUGUGAGAAAAUUAAUCCAGAUUUUAGGCAUUUCUGGGUGAGAAAAAAUUAUGCUGGUCGUCAGGAUCAAGUUAUAUACAAAAAACAUUUCAACGUAAUUCCUGAAAAGCAGCACGACCGCUUUGUUCUGAUAGAUGCUAUUUAAUCCUCCAAUGUAUUAAAUGUUAGGAUUACGAUUAAUAAAGAGAACUGGAUGCUUAAAUAAA
Messenger RNA from Belonocnema kinseyi, 660 nucleotides. It is a transcript of the gene mRpL27, whose product is annotated as 50S ribosomal protein L27. Gene Ontology annotation, biological process: translation. The transcript is spliced from 3 exons. Gene Ontology annotation, cellular component: ribosome; mitochondrial large ribosomal subunit. Gene Ontology annotation, molecular function: structural constituent of ribosome. NCBI's taxonomy places the organism in Eukaryota, Metazoa, Arthropoda, Insecta, Hymenoptera, Cynipidae. The record is from RefSeq and is a predicted model, not a curated record. The coding region runs from base 162 to 599 and encodes 145 amino acids.